Topomyia yanbarensis is the source of this 2322-nucleotide messenger RNA. RefSeq lists its product as uncharacterized. Gene Ontology annotation, biological process: triglyceride biosynthetic process. NCBI's taxonomy places the organism in Eukaryota, Metazoa, Arthropoda, Insecta, Diptera, Culicidae. Bases 148 to 2253 code for a protein of 701 amino acids. Gene Ontology annotation, cellular component: plasma membrane. The transcript has 5 exons. Gene Ontology annotation, molecular function: long-chain-alcohol O-fatty-acyltransferase activity; diacylglycerol O-acyltransferase activity. The record is from RefSeq and is a predicted model, not a curated record.
UCUCCAGGAGAGUAGUUUGAAUUCUGGUUGUUCGCUUCAUGUUUGGAAAUUGUUGUUUAAAUUAAUUAUAGUUGGUACUUAGUUUUGCUUUAAGCGAAGUUUCGCUGCUAACGGCUCUACAAAGUGCAAUAGUAGGAAGAAGGUAGAAUGAUCGCGGGUGAUCUGUAUGAAUCAUUGAAGUCAGCUGUGAAGACAUCGUUGUUCUUCGUAUUUUUCUGUGCACUUCUGCCAGUGUUUCUUAUCAGUUAUGCAACUGUUGCAACGACAAGAAAAGUAUGGAUCGCCUUCUUGUCAAACCGAUAUCCAUACCUUAAGUUUGCAAAAACAAAUAAUAUCCGAAGUUUGGUAGACACAUCGAGAAAUCCAGGAGUAUUUCACGUUUUACUACAAAUUGAGGGAUUUUGCGACACUCACGCAAUUAAAGCGAAGUUUAUCGAUCACGUGCUAGGUCGACGUAAUGGAACUAAUCGUUUGUGCUUCCCGCGGUUGAAAUUUCCACUAAUUUCUUGCUGGGGGCAGUAUGCAUUCGUGAAAAAGACUAAAGAUUUCAACAUUGACAACCACAUAAUUCUGGCUCCUUCGCUUCAUCGUGGUCGACCGCUGACCGAGGCCAACCUGCAGGACUAUGUGAGCGAGAUCAUUUCCAAGUACAUGCCGCCGGAUAUUCCACCGUGGCAGAUUUUUUGCAUUCCAAUGUUUUCGGGAAAUCCCGCUAGUGGUUCCGCUGAGUGCGACAGCAGUGCCCCCUACUACUAUCUUCUAUACAGAAUUCACCAUUUACUUUUGGAAGAACAGAAUAGUCUACGGAUUUCAGACUUGCUUCUGAUUGAUGUUCAAAAUGGCUCCGAAAUGAAUGGAGGCACGAUUUCGGAAUGUACAUCGAUAUUUGCAAAUCUGAUGGAAGGACCUGUCUUCAUACCACGACUAUGGGGAGAUCUAUGUACAACAAUUAGUAAUAGAUGGAAUGAAUUUGUCUAUCAGCACGAUCCACUAGAAUCGCCGGAUAUUGAAAGGAAACACAUCGCCGGCAUUCAGCAAUUAAUUUCCGUGGUAUUGAUAGGUGCAGUAAACGUGGUGUCCGACUUUUGGAAAGUUUUUUGGAAGAUCUCGGACAGUCCUUUGAUGAAAAUUGAUUUCUUAAAGUCACUGAUUGAUCGUGAGAUUCAAAGAAGAAAUUUAAAUCUAGGAACAAUUUGGAAUGCUAUCGUGCUUUCUCUAGAUCCCAUCAAUGUGAUCAAAGAGUGGAUAUUUAUAAUGUGGAAAAUUGGAGCAACAUUGACGCUUAUGGUUCCGUGGUAUGUGUUUAGAGAAAUCGAAGCUGCAAGAAUUUACAUUUUAAUGAAGAAAAUCAAACGAAACACCCUGGUGGGCUUCUUGCUGGAAUACGUGCCAUUUUUCUACGGUGGAGUAUUGGAAUACUGGAAAGGAUGUAAACUUCUGUACACUGCUCCCAAGCUCGUUUAUGAAGAGUUGUUUGAGCAUAAACCUAAUACAGAGCACUAUCUACAGAAUGUAACCCUUUGCGGAAGGAAAGUUGUCUCGUGGUCGGAACGGAUCAAAUCUAGCGAACUCCUAGUUAAUUCUCUUGAACAUACAGUAUCCAAAAGGACAGGAACAUCUCACCAGAAACCAAGCAACAGAUCACCCAGCGAAAUUGAAAUCAUGUUGGCGAUCAUGUCGAAAUCAUUGCGUUCAUUGUGCCAAGAGGGCGACGGUAAAAUUCCAGCUGCAGUUCAGAUUAGCGGACGAUGUAUGGUGGAGGAUUAUCUACUCGGCUCUGUCGACUAUUGUACCGGAAACAGUGGAUUCGUCUCAUUAAAUUUGCCCAUAGAAUAUGACGACAAAAAACUACUUUUUAGGGCGAUUCGAGCAUCGAUAACACAGAUACGCAAGCAGCAAGGCAUGCUAAACUAUUUGACUGUAGUGCAACUUAGGAAUGACUUUCUCACAGACGCUCUUCCAAUGGUUGUAAUGAAACUCCUGAUGAAUUAUCUUUCUAGACGAUUUGCUUUAACCGUAACGGAAGUUAUUGAGAAUCGAUGUGCUGGUGAGCGUAAGAAUUUACUAGGACAUACUAUAAGAGACAUAAUUUACUUUAGGCCACCUCAAUCAAAUACCAGCGUAUCGAUUACGGUACACACAUUCAAUGGAGAAGUGCGAUUUGCAUGUAUGGCUGAUUCAAAUAUAAGUCCAAAACACCUGGCGUUGACGUCUGGGUUUCGGAAGCAUUUGAUAGAUUUAAAAGCACAUUAAACCACGACACGUUCUUUAACAACCUUUAUUUUUAAGUCAAUAAACAAAUGGAAAGAUUCGAAAAAAUCA